Messenger RNA from Emiliania huxleyi CCMP1516, 729 nucleotides. RefSeq lists its product as hypothetical. NCBI's taxonomy places the organism in Eukaryota, Haptophyta, Isochrysidales, Noelaerhabdaceae. Bases 1 to 450 code for a protein of 149 amino acids. The record is from RefSeq and is a predicted model, not a curated record. The transcript has 3 exons.
AUGCCACCCAAGCGCUCGACGGAACGCUCGACCAGCUGCUGCACGGCGGUGAUGGUGUCCAUUAUCGACGCGUUCACGCUGCACCGCGUGCCGCCCUGCGUCCCGGAGCUGGUCGGCGACGGCGGCUUCAGGCCUAGCACGCUGUACAUGGACAUGGGGUGGCCCAAGGGCUCCUACCGGAUAAUCAUACCCUCCACGACACUGGCGUACACGGCGACGGUCCCGUGCACCGGCGCCGUGCCGAGCCGUCCUCCUGCUCGGCGACCAGCUCCGCCGUGUCUCGAUGCCGGCAGCAUCCGGUGCGUCGCCGCCGGCGACACCGCCCGCUGCGGCGAGUGGCAUGUGCGGUGGCGCGCCCUGCUGCGUGGCCGCCGCCGGCUCGGACGUGGCCGCGGCUGGAGCCGGGCCUGGGUCGGUCGCGGCCAGAGCCAAAAAAUGGAGCGCAGCUAGGGCUGCGCAGCGAACAGGAGCGAGUUCGCGCUGCGGUGCUCAGUACGGCGAGUUCGCGCUGCGGCCUGCUCGGGCUUUAUCUCUCGCGUCUCGGCUGCGUUGGCUGCUGAAGUCUUUUUUAUCGGUGCGUUUUAGCUGUUUUAGCAGCAAACGUCCGAAUUCUGCAGCGAUGACCGAUGUGGGAGCGGCGCGAGUGCGGCGAGAGGCUUUCCGCUUUGCCUUUUUUUUUGGUGCGAGAGACGGUCUCAGACCCAAAGAGAAUGCAGAAUCUAAUGUUUU